Molecule: messenger RNA, 1422 nt
Organism: Anthostomella pinea
Lineage: Eukaryota; Fungi; Ascomycota; Sordariomycetes; Xylariales; Xylariaceae
Source: the annotation of a GenBank genome assembly
AUGUCUCAACAGCCGACCGCGCAACCAAAGUCGGUCCUUCGGGGCCAUCGCGCCCAGGUGCACACAACGGCCUUCGUCAGGCGUAACCAGCGCCUCGCAUCGGGCGACGCAGACGGCUUUGUCGUGCUCUGGGACCUGACCAUCAUGCGUCCGCGCGCCGUCUGGCGCGCUCACACGAAUGCCAUACUGGGUAUAUCCGACUGGGGUGACGACAAGCUCAUCACAGAAGGCCGAGACAACCGCCUCAUAGUGUGGAAGAUCACCGCCGAGGACGAGGCCGCGCUCAGCAUCGCGCUGCCGCUUGACGAGGCUGCGCCUGAGCGUCCGCAGCCGUGGGUCGUGCAUAUUCUCGAGAUCAACACCAUGAACUUCUGUUCCUUUGCAUCAUGCGCCGCGCGGUCCGAUGUCGCGUCUGAAGAGGAGCUGCUAGUCGCCGUGCCCAACACGUUGGCAUCAGAAGCAGUCGACAUCUACCAGCUCCCGAGCCAGAAACGGCAGCACACCGUGCACCUCGGCAGCAAAGCGGAGCAGAAAGGCAUGGUCAUGGCGCUGCGUCUGUUCUGGCACCACCACGGAUCGCUGGUCCUGGUCGCCGGCUACGAGAACGGGCUCGCGAUAGUGGCGCAGCGGCGGUGCGGCGGCUCGUGGGACGUCGUCUACAAGACGCAGGCGCACAGCCAGCCGGUUAUCUCGCUCGACGUGGCGCCGGGUAGGGAGUACUUCCUGACGUCUAGCGCCGACGCCGUGAUCGCGAAGCAUCCCAUUCCCAACGCUGGCGCGCCCGAAGUGUCCGUCACGACGACGGAAACCAGGACUACAGAGAAGACGGCAGGGAUGGGACAGGAGAGCGGCGCUGAUCCCUCACUCCUGUCUGCGGGCUUUGGUUCUUCGUCUACACCUACAUCCGAAUCUUAUGUAUCGGCAUCCGCAUCCGGAACCAGACCACCCAAGAAAACCGUCCUACCGGUCGAGACGCAGCCGCUCAAGACGGUCAACACCAAGCACGCCGGGCAGCAGGACCUGCGGAUCCGGUCCGACGGCAAGAUCUUCGCGACGGCGGGCUGGGACUCCAAGGUGCGCGUCUACUCGGCCAAGACCAUGGCCGAGCUGGCGGUGCUGAAGUGGCAUGAUGUCGGGUGCUACGCCGUCGCGUUUGCUGCGCUGGAGGAUGCGAACAACACGACGGCGUGCGGAAAGGCGGAGGAAUAUCAGAAUGCCGAAGGACGGGGGGAGAGUGAGGAGGGCUCAGCUGCUGUUGCUACUACUACUGCGUCGAAGGGCAAGGAGACGGCGAUGACAGCCAUGUCUAAUAAGCUGGGCGACCUCAGCGUCAAGGACAGGCGCAUCAAGCUGGCCAAGGAAGCGCAUUGGCUAGCGGCGGGAAGUAAAGAUGGCAAGAUCAGUCUCUGGGAUGUAUAUUAG